AUGACUUCUUCUAGUAAUACAAAUGCUCCUAUGAAUCGAUCCUCCACUCCGAACCCAGUGAAUGUACAACCACAGUAUCAAACUGAUCAGUAUGAGAAUCCGUAUCAUCUGCAUAGUGCUGACCACGCAGGACUUGUUCUCGUCUCUGAUCGUCUUGUCACUGUUUCUGAUUUUCCUUCCUGGCGUCGAUCGGUGUGGAUGGCUCUUAAUGUCAGAAACAAACUUGGAUUUAUCAAUGGUACGAUCUCAAAACCCCAAGAAGAUCAUAGAGAUUUUGGUGUAUGGUCUAGAUGCAAUGAUAUGGAAUUUGGAAGAAUAUAUUGUCUCGUUUUAAAGCAAAAUGAUGCUCCUAGGAUCUUUUCUAUUGAACAGAAGCUUAGUCAGAUUGUUCAAGGAUCAAUGGAUGUGUCUACAUAUUAUACGGCUUUGCUUACUUUGUGGGAAGAACAUAAGAAUUAUGUGGAACUUCCAGUAUGUACCUGUGGAAGAUGUGAAUGUGAUGCAGCCACUAAAUGGGAACGACUGCAACAACAAAGUCGUGUGACUAAAUUAUUGAUGGGGUUGAAUGAGGGUUAUGAUCAGGCUAGACGUCAUAUAUUAAUGCUUAAGCCGAUCCCUACCAUUGAAGAAGCCUUCAACAUGGUGACACAAGAUGAACGACAGAUAGUGGUUAAACCGACUACAGGAAUUGACAAUGUGGCUUUUCAAAGUGUAGCUCCGAUGAAUGAUGCAGAGAGUGCCUAUAUAGCCGCUUAUAACACUAAUAGGACUAUUCAAAAGCCUAUUUUUUCUCAUUGUGGCAAAGUCGGUCACACUAUUCAGAAGUGUUACAAGCUUCAUGGUUUUCCCCCUGGUUACAAGACUAAUGCUACGGGAUACAAUUACAUACCUCCAAAUCAGUUCCAGCCUCGGUUGCCUACAAUGCAGUCUCAGCCAAGGAUGUCUCAAUAA
Messenger RNA from Camelina sativa (false flax), 951 nucleotides. NCBI's taxonomy places the organism in Eukaryota, Viridiplantae, Streptophyta, Magnoliopsida, Brassicales, Brassicaceae. The record is from RefSeq and is a predicted model, not a curated record.